This is a messenger RNA of Cylicocyclus nassatus, 462 nucleotides long. The record is from the annotation of a GenBank genome assembly. Lineage: Eukaryota; Metazoa; Nematoda; Chromadorea; Rhabditida; Strongylidae.
AUGACAACCCAUCCGGAAGAAAUGAUGACAGUGCCAGAAAUAAUCCGAUAUUGGGGAUAUCCAGUAGAAGUGCACAAAGCUGUUACUGCUGAUGGCUACAUAGUGACUAUGCAUCGGAUACCUUAUGGGAGAAGUACAUAUCAAAAUUACUGCGGUAUAAGCUUGAAAGAUAAGCAAUGUCAACCAUUUCCAGGUACAGGGUGCUUAGAAGGGAGACGACCAGUGAUUUUUCUCCAACAUGGUUUGCUUUGCUCAAGCGCACACUGGGUGCUGAAUUUUCCUCAUCAGUCUGCUGGCUUCUUCUUUGCUGAUCAAGGCUUUGAUGUAUGGAUGGGUAAUUUUCGAGGUAACGUCUACUCUAAAGAGCACGUUCGACUCAGCUGCUUGUCGCCCGAGUUUUGGCAGUUCAGAAAUAGCGAAAUUAUUUUGUUGAAAGCGCGCAUGUCUAUAGAACGAUCGUAG